This is a messenger RNA of Dermatophagoides pteronyssinus (European house dust mite), 514 nucleotides long. RefSeq names its product histone H4. NCBI's taxonomy places the organism in Eukaryota, Metazoa, Arthropoda, Arachnida, Sarcoptiformes, Pyroglyphidae. The record is from RefSeq and is a predicted model, not a curated record. Gene Ontology annotation, cellular component: nucleosome. Gene Ontology annotation, molecular function: protein heterodimerization activity; structural constituent of chromatin; DNA binding.
GAGCUCUCAGUGAGCAAUCAUCAUUUAGUGUGUUUGUCAUCCAAUCUACUCAUUUCGUUUUCCAAUUUCUUUCUGGUUAGUCUUCGAUUACAAUCCAAUCCAAUUUGAAUCAUGUCCGGACGUGGAAAAGGUGGUAAAGGUCUUGGAAAAGGUGGUGCCAAACGUCAUCGUAAAGUUCUUCGUGAUAAUAUCCAAGGUAUCACAAAACCGGCUAUUCGUCGUCUUGCUCGUCGUGGUGGUGUCAAACGUAUUUCCGGCUUGAUCUACGAAGAAACCCGAGGUGUACUCAAAGUUUUCCUCGAAAAUGUUAUCCGUGAUGCUGUUACAUAUACUGAACAUGCAAAACGUAAAACCGUAACCGCCAUGGAUGUUGUUUAUGCACUCAAACGACAAGGACGUACAUUGUAUGGUUUCGGUGGUUAAUCACAUGAUCCCGAUUGAAUUAAUGAAAAUAUCUACUAGCCUCAUUAUCAUCACCAAAAAAAAUCCUCUCAAAAUGGUGAAUCAAUUGAAA